Messenger RNA from Fomitopsis serialis, 1947 nucleotides. RefSeq names its product protein-tyrosine phosphatase-like protein. Bases 64 to 1947 code for a protein of 627 amino acids. Gene Ontology annotation, molecular function: protein serine/threonine phosphatase activity; protein tyrosine/serine/threonine phosphatase activity. The transcript has 7 exons. The record is from RefSeq and is a predicted model, not a curated record. Gene Ontology annotation, biological process: regulation of exit from mitosis; protein dephosphorylation; microtubule cytoskeleton organization. NCBI's taxonomy places the organism in Eukaryota, Fungi, Basidiomycota, Agaricomycetes, Polyporales, Fomitopsidaceae. Gene Ontology annotation, cellular component: centrosome; nucleolus; mitotic spindle.
GACAUCCACCACACCUGUCCCCCCUCCGUCGAUCUCGCCAGUUCUGCUCGUUUUACUCGCGCGAUGGCCCUCGCAUGCGAGCCACUUUGCCACUUUGGCGGAAGGCUCUACUUCACGUCCUUUCCUAACCCACCUCCGCGAUCAGAAGUGCUGAACCGCCUUGCGGCUGAGCCGGACUAUGCGCCUCGGAUACGUGGAGCGUCUGCGGGAUCGUCCUCCUCCGUCACGCCCGACGACGAUGCGAAGUACUACUACUUCACGAUCGACGACCAGCUGCUGUAUCUAUCCUUCUUCCAAGACUGGGGUCCACUCAACCUCGCAAUGGUCUAUAAGGCAUGUAUACUUAUCCAUGAACUUCUUCAGGACCAGACGUUAUCCUCACACCGCCUCGUUCUCUACUCCUCCAACGAUCCGCGUAGGAAGGCCAAUGCAGCCUUGCUGAUGGCGCUCUAUGUCAUGAUCGUACAACAACGGCCACCAUGGGAGGCCUUCCAUCCAAUCGCAGAAAUCGACAUCCAGGACUGCCUGUGGGGCAUCUACAAGGCGAUGCAGAAUGGGCUGUGUGACAUGAACGAGUUCGACGUCGAGGAAUACGAGUACUACGAGAAGGUGGAGAACGGCGAUUGGAACUGGCUCACGCCCAACUUCAUCGCGUUCGCGUCGCCCGUGGACCCAGUGUGGAUCAAGAGGGAGAGGGAGAAGGUAGAAGAGGGAAAGGCUGAUGCGUCAGCAUCGCCUCCGAAGCCAACAACGCGAGACCUUGCAUUGCAGCGGAAACUGCCUGCGACAUUCCUCAACUGCUUGGAUUACUUCGAGAAGUCCAACAUCAGGCUGGUGGUACGACUCAACAAUCCGCUCUAUGACCGGCAACAUUUCCUGGACCGGGGCAUUAGCCACCAAGAGCUCUACUUUGACGACGGAACGAACCCAACGGACGAAAUAGUGAGGAAGUUCAUCGACAUGGCGGAUGAAGUAGUCGAAGCCGGGGGUGUGGUCGCCAUUCACUGCAAAGCAGGACUCGGUCGCACCGGGACCCUUGUCGGCGCCUAUCUGAUCUGGAAGUACGGCUUCACCGCGUCUGAGGCCAUCGCGUUCAUGCGGAUAGCGCGACCGGGAUGCGUCGUUGGUCCACAGCAACAGUACAUGUAUCUCAAGCAGCUGGAGUGGUGCAAGUGGUCGGCAUACGACGAGGUCAAGCGGAUUCGCGAUAUGACCGCCGCCGCCGCCACCGCUAUCGUCGCACCCGCAACACCCCCAGCAGAGGACGACCGGAUGGACGUCAGCGAUGGCCCCGUCGUCGCACCGUCUACAACCGGCCCAGUCCCUCCUCCUCGCAAGACUCCGAUCGCGAAGCGAGUCGCAUCCGACUCAGAUGCAGAUGAAGAGGGCGAUGUCCUUCCCGCCCUCGGUGUGGCGCCCGCGCCUAUAAGGCGGAAGUCAAAGCCGGCGAGCGCACGACCAGCAGGCGUGCGCGGGACCGCAUCCGAGCAGCGUCCGACACGCGUGACGCGCUCUGCAGCGGGCACGGCUGUAAUACGGAGGCCAGGUGGAGCGGCGACGGCGCUGACUGUCGCAAAGAGCGUGAAGGCGAACGGGCAAGCUCCAAACAAGAUCCCGCGCCUGGCCAACGGAACGAGCGUGCGCGGGACCAAGGAGGUUGCCAAGGAGGUCGCUGCGGCGUCAUCGACGACGCGCAAGCUGCGGAACCCGCCCUCGCCGAUCCCAUCGCGCCUCCCAACGCUCGUCGCGAAGCGCGCGCACCACAACACGACCUCCGUGAACGAGCUCCCCGCGGCGGCGAUAGCGGCGGCGAAGUCGGCCGUGGUUGCCGCGGGCGCGUGGAUGACGACGAACGCCGCUGCUGUGGUGUCGAAGGAAGGUCGCCCGAAUCUGCGGCCGAUCCGCAGGCGGCGGAGCAGCUUCAGCGCGGCGGACGUCGUUGCGUGA